Messenger RNA from Magallana angulata, 895 nucleotides. RefSeq lists its product as uncharacterized. The coding region runs from base 4 to 849 and encodes 281 amino acids. The transcript is spliced from 2 exons. Gene Ontology annotation, molecular function: protein binding. NCBI's taxonomy places the organism in Eukaryota, Metazoa, Mollusca, Bivalvia, Ostreida, Ostreidae. The record is from RefSeq and is a predicted model, not a curated record.
ACCAUGUGCAGAUCGAGCAACAUGGCUGUAGGCUUACCUUGGUUUUUCUUCUGUCUCUUUGCUCUACAUGGGGCACUUGGAUAUUCCAAAACAAAUUUAGAAGAAAAGAUUGAGAAUUUGGAAAAGAAACUGGAACUCAUGUAUGACAUUGUGACCGAAAUAACGUCAGAAAAUGGGAAUCUUAAAACCAGAUUAAAGGCUCUUGAGGAUUUGGUGACCGACGGAAAACAUUUCGAAAACCGCCAACGUGAACCUUUUAGAGAGUCUGGGAAUCCAAAUGCUGCGCAAAUGACAUUUCCACUUAAAACCAACAGUUCGAAUAACCAAAGUGACAAGAAUAUAGAUGAACGAAAAGUCACUGAAUCUGAUAUCAAGAAUAACAUUUCUUUGGAAAGAAAACGAAAAGGUAAAACGACUAUAUUGCCAUCCACAUCCACACCAUCAGGAGUGAUCGCUUUCCAUGCUUAUCUCUCAAAAGACAGUAGUGGUCCUCUUGGAGCCCAUCACAUUCUCCAGUUUGACGUUGUUCCAUUAAAUCGAGGCAACGGUUACAACGUUUUUGACGGAAUAUUUAUAGUUCCUGCCAAAGGGACAUACGUAUUCACGUGGUCCUUCAUGUCUGAGGGUCAUGGUAGUGUCGACACACAGUUGAUGAAAAAUGCUGAUAUCAUCGGUACUAGAUUUGCCGACUCAACAAGUUCAACAGAAUGGGACUUUGCCACGGGGACUGUAGUUACUGAAGUUAAUCAAGGUGACCACGUGUAUGUUCGUCUAGGGCUAGAGUCUACUCGUAGAGUGCGAAGUAUUCCAGAAAGUAGAACUACCUUUUCUGGUUGGCUUUUAUCUUAACUAUGGAAUAAAUGAAAGAUACUGUGGUAGUUGUAGUUGUUACUGA